Molecule: messenger RNA, 1775 nt
Organism: Pseudovirgaria hyperparasitica
Lineage: Eukaryota; Fungi; Ascomycota; Dothideomycetes; Acrospermales; Acrospermaceae
Product: MFS general substrate transporter
Exons: 3
Coding region: 110-1558 (482 amino acids)
Biological process (GO): pantothenate import across plasma membrane
Cellular component (GO): plasma membrane
Molecular function (GO): pantothenate transmembrane transporter activity
Source: RefSeq, a predicted model, not a curated record
CAUUCUUGCUAUCGCAUCCUCGUGAAACCACCGGAUUGCAAUACUUCAAAUGCAUCAGUGGAUCUCCUGUUCUUCUUAGAUUUUCUGAUCUGUCCCGUUCUAUGCAAUCAUGAUGCGUCGCAGCUUCAAAGAAUAUCUAAAGCCCUCUCAGGCAACGAAGGAGGAGAGGAAGUUGGUGCAGAAGCUUGAUUGGUUUAUCUUGAGUUUCUGCUGUUUGAUGUACUUCAUGAACUACCUGGAUCGAUCCAAUUUAAGCAAUGCGUAUGUUUCUGGAAUGAAGGAGGACCUCAGUUUUGAAGGCAACCAAUUGAACCAGAUCACGACUGUCUUUACGGUCGGAUAUAUUAUUGGCCAGCUACCAUCAAAUCUUGCGCUCCAUUAUAUUAAGCCGCGCAUCUUCUUUCCCAUCAUGAUGGUCAUCUGGGGUGGCCUGACUAUGGUGAGCGCCGCUGCCAGAAGACCGCAAGACUUGAUGGCAAUCCGUUUCUUCAUUGGACUUGCAGAGAGUUCCACCUUCGUUGGAACGCACUACGUCCUCGGAUCCUGGUAUACGGCUCAGGAGCUUGGCAAGCGCAGUGGUAUCUUCACCGCCUCUGGUCUUGCUGGGACCAUGUUCGGCGGUUUCAUUCAGACAGGAAUCCACUCGAGUCUCAAUGGCUCCCAUGGACUUGCAGGUUGGAGGUGGUUGUUCAUAAUCGAUGGUAUCAUCACGCUGCCCAUCGCCUUAUAUGGCUUCCUGCUCUUUCCGAACACGCCCUCGACUUGUAAUGCUCCAUACCUUUCCGCCAGUGAAAGAGCACUUGCUAUAUCACGGGUUCCGGAGGUACCAGAACGAUCGCCAAUCCGAUGGAGCUUCCUGAAGAAAGUUCUCACCAGCUAUUACUGGUACGGAUUCGUCGUUCUCUGGAUCAUCGCCGGCGAGACCGAAUCAUUCAGCAGUAAUACCUUACUAGCGCUGUACAUGAAGUCGUCACCAACGCGCAAGUACACCGUUGCUCAGCUUAACAAUUAUCCGACCGGUGUACCGGCCGUCGGUAUUGUCAGCACUCUGUUCUUUGCUACACUGACUGAUUACUUUGGAGGGAAGCGCUACAUCGUUGGCUACUUUAUCUUCUUUACUGGCAUUACUACAGCAGCUCUUAUACUGGCGUAUCCAUAUUCAACUUCAAUUAUCUUUGGGGCAUACUACUGGGCAGGAACUGUGUAUGCCUGCCAGGCAACGUUCUUUGCGUGGGCCAAUGAUGUAAUGCGCUAUGAAGAGGAUAUGCUCCGUGCUGUGGUCAUUGCCAGUAUGAACAUGGGAAGCAAUGCCAUGAACGCGUGGUGGAGCAUCGUCUUUUACGGCGCGCAGUAUGCUCCUUUCUUCCGAAUGGGCAUGUGGGCCAUGAUAGCGACGAGCAUCGCACUGGGUGUCUGGACAACAGUGCUACUGUGGUUUGCCACCAAAGAGGAGAAGAAGAGAGUCGCAGACGGUGUGGUAUCGUCAGACAAGAAUAACAAGUUACGAAUAACGAUAUCGGACCCGGAGAAAGAGGUGGACGUUGACGCAAAGUCGUAAGGUGAUUAUGUCUCAAGAUAUGCUCAACAUUAAUGAAGUUGGGAAGUCACGUCCAUAGCUCUCAGCUUUAGACAUCACAACCACCUACGUAUGUUCUUCGCCAUCGAACUCAUAAGCUUCCCUAAAUCACACAUUCAUAUCCCCUGACCCUGGACCUGUUGCACGACUUUGUCGACCUCCUCCUAUUAGAGUCACGCUCUUGUCUGAACGUUUGCAC